Molecule: messenger RNA, 819 nt
Organism: Henningerozyma blattae CBS 6284
Lineage: Eukaryota; Fungi; Ascomycota; Saccharomycetes; Saccharomycetales; Saccharomycetaceae
Gene: RFA2
Product: Rfa2p
Exons: 1
Coding region: 1-819 (272 amino acids)
Biological process (GO): nucleotide-excision repair; DNA replication; double-strand break repair via homologous recombination
Cellular component (GO): chromosome, telomeric region; nucleus; site of double-strand break
Molecular function (GO): DNA binding
Source: RefSeq, a predicted model, not a curated record
AUGGCUACAUUCACACCAUACACAGAUUAUUCAUCAACUACAGGGGGUGGUUUUGACAGCAGUGAUAAAAUACAUUCCUCCGAUGGCUCUGAAGCUAUCAAUCGUAAUAAUUCUUUAACACCUGUCACAAUCAAACAAAUUACAGAAUCUAAGCAAUUGGUUCAAGAUGGCCCUUUUGUUAUCCAUAACCAAGAAUUAAAUCAUAUAUCUUUUGUGGGUGUCGUGAGAAACAUUACUGAUCAUACUUCAAACAUCUUUCUAACUAUUGAAGAUGGUACUGGCCAAAUUGAUGUAAGAAAGUGGAGUGAUGAUAGUAAUGAUAUUUCUACCAGUCAAGAUGAUUCAGAAAAGGCAGGUAAUUCUCAAAUAGCUCAACAAUAUAAAGUAGGCAGUUAUGUUAAGGUUCACGGUGCUUUAAAAGAAUUUGGUGGCAAAAAAAACGUACAAUAUGCUGUAAUUAGGACUGUUGACUCUUUUAAUGAAGUAAUUACCCAUCAUUUAGAAGUUAUAAAAUGUCAUGCUAUUGCAAUGGGAAAAAUGCAAAAUCCAUCAGGUGAGGCUGUUAAAGACACCCAAGAAGAAGGUAAAUCAUUAUUCGUUUCAGAAAAUUCAAAUAGUGGUGACACAGCCCAAGAAGUCUUGGCUUUCUGUAGAAAGAAGUGUGAAGGUCAAGAUGCAAACCAAUUUGCUGUGCCAACAGCUUUAAUUGCACAAUCCUUAAAUAUUAGUGAAGAUCAAGCCAGACGAUGCUGUACACAAUUAAUCGAGCAGGGUUACAUAUAUCCUACAUUUGAUGAUGAUCAUUAUUUCGCUUUAUGA